AUGAAGCUCUCUCUUGCCUUCCUCGCUACCCUCUCCGUCGCCAUGGCCGCAUCCAUCCCCGCAACAUGCGAGGACAUCCCCAACUCGCUGGGCGACAAGCCCCAGACCCUCCACAACUACUUCAACCAAGAAGUAUGCCAGAAGAGCAAAUGCGACACCACCAUCAAUGACAGCACCUCGUUCCUUGAGAAGACCGUCGUCCCGCAGCUCGUCCAGCAGCUCUCGCAGAGCCUCGGAAUCUCCACCGGCAACCAGGAUCAGAUCGAGAAGGUCGCCAAGGAAGUCAGCCAGGCUAUCCAGCAGAGCUGUUCUCAGCAGUAUGGCGACAAGAAGGUGUGCAACGACGACGACAGUGUUCUUCAGUUCGGUCAGUGCGCGCUCAAGGCGGCCGAGCCGGUGAUCAGCAAGCAGAGCCAGGGCGAUGACGACGUCCCUUCGGAGGAGGAGUGCCAGAAGUUGAAGACGGCGUUGACGGAUGAUCAGUUGUGGUCGAAGACUCUCCCGGGUUAUGUGGACCAGUUUGCGAAGCAGUGCAAGAAGAACUAG
Aspergillus chevalieri is the source of this 546-nucleotide messenger RNA. RefSeq lists its product as uncharacterized. The coding region runs from base 1 to 546 and encodes 181 amino acids. The record is from RefSeq and is a predicted model, not a curated record. The transcript has a single exon. NCBI's taxonomy places the organism in Eukaryota, Fungi, Ascomycota, Eurotiomycetes, Eurotiales, Aspergillaceae.